Botrytis byssoidea is the source of this 1631-nucleotide messenger RNA. RefSeq lists its product as uncharacterized. Bases 106 to 1356 code for a protein of 416 amino acids. The transcript is spliced from 4 exons. Gene Ontology annotation, biological process: tyrosyl-tRNA aminoacylation. The record is from RefSeq and is a predicted model, not a curated record. Gene Ontology annotation, molecular function: tyrosine-tRNA ligase activity; ATP binding. NCBI's taxonomy places the organism in Eukaryota, Fungi, Ascomycota, Leotiomycetes, Helotiales, Sclerotiniaceae.
AAAUUUAUCCCCCGCCGAAGAUGAGUCAAAGUAUCCCGUUCUUGAGUUUCGCGUCUAUUUGCUUUCAACAAUUUAUCAACAAUUUAUUUUCAACAACAUCACAACAUGACUUCCGACAUGAGUCCAGAGGAAUCAAUUGCUCUGAUCAAGGCAAAUCUUGCCGAAGUUCUCGACGGAGAUAUUAUCGACAAUGUCAUCCUCAAGGAGAAGCGUCCUCUCAAAGUUUACUGGGGAACUGCAACGACUGGCAGACCUCAUUGUGGAUACUUCGUACCAAUGAUCAAGAUAGCAGAGUUACUGAGGGCGGGCUGUAAUGUGAAGGUUCUACUCGCGGAUAUCCACGGUUACCUGGACAAUAUGAAAGCACCUCUCGAACUUGUCGAAUACCGUGCCAAGUACUACGAACGAGUAAUCAAAUCAGCUUUGAGAGCGGUUGGCGUUGAUUUGAGUCGUCUGGAAUUUGUGCUAGGAAGCUCUUACCAACUUGACAAGCAAUAUACAAUGGACCGAUUUAAGUUGGAAGGUAUCACCAGAAUUAACGUUGCCCAAAAGGCUGGUGCCGAAGUCGUUAAGCAAACGGAUGAUCCAACACUUGGUGGUUUAAUUUACCCUCUCAUGCAGGCUCUGGACGAACAAUAUCUCGACGUUGAUGCACAAUUCGGUGGUGUUGACCAAAGGAAAAUCUUCACCUUCGCGAAGGAAAAUCUGCCAAAGAUUAAUUACAAAGUCAGAGCACAUUUAAUGAACACAAUGGUUCCUGGUCUAGGAGAGGCUGCGAAGAUGAGCUCCAGUGAUGCGGACUCGAAGAUCGACCUGAUCGAUGGCCCAGAGGCUGUUGAGAAGAAAUUGAAGAAGGCUAAGUGCACGCCAAAGGAAGUGGAAGGUAAUGGUGUCAUCGCUUUCGUCGAACAUGUUAUUUUCCGCGCUCUCGCUUUAAAGAACGGAGGCACUUCAAGAUUUGUCGUCGAGAGAAGAGACCAGGAGCCGUUGAUCUACGAGUCUGUGGAGAAGCUGAAGGAAGAUUACAUAGCAGAUAUUCUCACCCCUCAACUUAUUAAACAAAGUCUCACCGCCCACCUUAACGAUAUUUUAAAGCCGAUUAGAGAGGAAUUCGAAGCAUCUCCAGAAUGGCAAGCAAUCGAAGUGCAAGCUUAUCCUCCAGAACAAGGUCCAGUCAAGGUCAAGAAGGCAAAGAAGGAAAUUGAUCCAGCAAGAAAAGCCGCGGCAUUAGCAGCAAGGAAAAAUGUCGUUGCACAGCCAGAUGGACAUGUUGAAGGAAAAGAUGCCCAAAAACUCACUGUUGGGUCAAGCACGGAAGAAACAUUGGAGAAAUUGAAGAUUGCUUCGGAGUCAUAAAUAGAAUUACAAUAUACCCUCAAGCAUUUGGUUGCUUCUCGUACUCUGACCCUUCCCCAAUUCUGAUAUAUACAGUAUCCUACCGGCAUGAUGUCAAGGACUCAAGACUGUGUGGCAACACAACUUGCGCUCAUUCUCCCGGGGCUUGGAACAUCAAUCUAACGAAUAGUGUCUGCCAUCCACAAAGCUCCGUGGAAUUGUUACAAAUGAUCAUCCUAAGCAGGACGUUAAGACCCACAUGACACAAAAUGUCCUAAACCUCGAAUGCUCAUCGG